Molecule: messenger RNA, 2217 nt
Organism: Penicillium lagena
Lineage: Eukaryota; Fungi; Ascomycota; Eurotiomycetes; Eurotiales; Aspergillaceae
Product: Cytochrome P450
Exons: 6
Coding region: 1-2217 (738 amino acids)
Cellular component (GO): membrane
Molecular function (GO): monooxygenase activity; iron ion binding; heme binding
Source: RefSeq, a predicted model, not a curated record
AUGCUCGUCGAACCGGUACUGGAGUGUUUGUCGCUGACGAGGGUCGCGUGUGGAUCGGGGGUUCUGCUAGUCGCGGCGACCCUGGCCUACGCCAUCUACAAUGCCUUCUUCCACCCCCUCCGCCGCAUCCCGGGGCCACUCCUCGCAGGCCUCACACCCUGGGUACAGCUAUACCAUGGCCUAAAAGGCGACCGCCACCUGUGGCUGCACAGGCUACACACCCAGUACGGGAGCCAUGUGCGCGCAGCCCCAAAUUUCAUAUCUGUCAACACCGACCGUGGCCUGCACGACAUCUACGGACACGGGAAGCGGCUCCAGAAGGCUGAUUUCUACAAUGCCUUCCCCGCCAUCAAGACUGUGUAUAACACGCACAAUGUGAUCGAUAAGACGAUGCAUGGGCGCAAGCGGAGGGUACUGAGCCAGGCGUUUUCGGACCAUGCACUCAAGGGGAUGGAGGAUGUUAUGCUCUUGCAUGUUCGGCAGCUUUGUGCUGUGCUGGCGGGGCAUGAUGGGGGGGACUCUGAUGGGGAUGAUAUUGGAGAAGAGAAGAAGGGAGCCGUCGUGCGCAAUAUGGGCGAUUGGUUUAGCUACCUGACCUACGAUGUGAUGGGCGAAUUGUGUUUCGGGAAGAGCUUUGACAUGCUCGUCUCACGAGGCAAGAGACACAUGGUGAAGCUUGUUGAUCGCGCCGCGAACAGACACUAUGUGUGCGGGCUCUGGAUGCCGUUGGACAGAUGGCACCUGGACCAGAUUUUCAUUCGACAGCUAACGCGCGACCGAUGGAACUUCAUCAUGAACUCGCGGGUCGAAGCCAGCGAGCGGGCCAAAGAGCGUGCUCAGGCCGGCCGCGAAGCGAAAAAGGACUUUUUCUACUACCUGCUCAACGCGACGGACCCGGAAACGGGCAAGGGACUGAGCACACCCGAGCUGUGGGGCGAGGCGAACGUGCUGAUGAUCGCGGGCAGCGACACGACGUCAACCACGCUGGCCGCGGCGCUGUUCUACCUCGUGCGCCAGCCAGGGGCGCUGUCGAAACUAAGCGCCGAGGUGCGCGGAGCGUUCAACGAAGUCGAAGAGAUUGUUAGCGGCGCGCGGCUGAACGAACUCGUCUACCUGAAAGCAGUCCUCGACGAAGCACUGCGUCUCGCACCCGCCGUGCCCGGCGCAAUUCCGCGCGAGGUAAUGGCCGGCGGAGCGGUGGUGGACGGUGUGUUCCUGCCAGCCGGCACAAACUGCGGCACGCCGACAUACUCCAUCCACCGACAAGAGGCAUACUACCGGGCGGCGGGGACAUUCCUACCGGAACGGUGGAUCGAGGGUGCGAGGUGCGAAGUGGCCGACGCAAAAUGGACCACGAGCAAGGAACAGGUUGACACGGCGCGCCGGGCAUUCUGUCCAUUUAGCAUUGGGCCGCGCGGGUGCAUUGGCAAGAGCAUGGCGUUCAUGGAGAUGCGGGUGACGCUGGCAAGACUGGUGUUUCUGUUUGAGAUGGCGCUGGCGGACCGGGUGGGCGAGGACGAGCAGGGCCAUUUGGCGCUGGUGGAUCACUUUACCAGUGCGAAGAACGGGCCGAAUGUGAACCCUUUCACCCUCAACACCCUCGCCCUCCUCCAAUUCAUCACCUAUGGCAUCCUAAUCGUUCCCAUCAACUUCGCCUGGCAACGCGCCCUGGAGGCACGAUACCCAGGCUUCCCGUCGCGCGCUGAGCUUCGGGGUAGGAAUCGCUCGCGCAAACGCUCCAAGUCCGUUUCGUCACUGCGCGACUAUUUCUCCUCAAGCCUAUCCACAGCACCAUUCUCCCUCUCCACGCGCGAUCGGCCACGAGAUUGGUAUCGCGCCGCUGCUGGCGGGGGCGCCGGCGCGCGACUACCCAGCCACCAUCGGCGGGAGAAAUCUGCGCAAUGGGCGCCUCGCUCGCAGAGUUCGUCGGGGCUGUAUAGUUUUGUGAUGAAGUUUAUCUUCGAUCAGACGGUGGGGUCGGUGAUGAAUAUUGUGCUUUUUAUUAUUUUGAUUAAUGUACUGAAGGGGAUUGGGGUUGUGAGGACUUGGGAGCUGGUUAUUGAGGACUUCCCGCCUAUAAUGGUUGCUCGACUCAAAUACCGCCCCAUCGUGUCCUCGCUGAUGUACACCGUCGUCCCUGUGGACCGCCGUGUGGUCUUUGGGAGUGCCUGCGGUGUGAUCUGGGGCAUUUAUCUGAGUCUGUACGCGGUGGUCUAG